Messenger RNA from Aplosporella prunicola CBS 121167, 1344 nucleotides. RefSeq lists its product as uncharacterized. Bases 1 to 1344 code for a protein of 447 amino acids. The transcript has a single exon. Lineage: Eukaryota; Fungi; Ascomycota; Dothideomycetes; Botryosphaeriales; Aplosporellaceae. The record is from RefSeq and is a predicted model, not a curated record.
AUGCCGCUCGGCUUCGAGCGCCUGAACGAGCGCACCAGUCGCCCCAACGCCCUCAUAAACUUCAUCAAGCCUCUUCCGGGCCGAACGCAAGAUGUCGCACAACACAUCCUGAACCUCGUUGCAGCUCGCUGCUUUCCUAUCAUGAAAGCCAACAAUAUUGCCGUCAUGUCAUUGGAGGAAUAUUCACCGAAUCCGGAGUUUGUCGGGCGGAAUUUCAACGCCGGCGAGGUGAUACAACUGGUGCUCAAGAACAGGGACGGACGCUGGCUGUCAAUCAAACAGGUGGAGAUGGUCAUGAUGCACGAACUUGCCCAUUGCAAGGAAAUGAACCAUUCGCGGUUCUUCUGGCGAGUCCGCGACGAUUACGCAGCUGACCUGUGCAAGCUUUGGGCAAAAGGAUACAAGGGCGAGGGACUUUGGGGCCGUGGCAGAGAGUUGGAGGGCGGUCACGUUGUGAAUGAAGAUCAGGCGGUUGACAUUGGUGACGUUGAACACCUAUGCGGUGGCACAUACAGGAAACGGGGACACAAGAGAAAGAGAACCAAGGGCGCCGAAGAUAAGAAGCAAGAAAGCUGGGCGGAGAAGAACCAGCGGCGGAUCUUGCGCAAGUUUGGUGCUGGCGGCACGGCAUUGGGAGCGGACGAAGAUGCGAAGACGCAGCUUGAGGGCGGGAAAAAGGCAAAAGGCAAACCGCGCGUUGCGAAUAGCGCGAGAGGACGAGAAUUGAGGGCUGCAGCCGCUCUCGCACGUUUCGACACCAAGCAACCGGAAGACGAAGAAGAAUCGGAGUCUGGGUCUGACUACGAGGACGACGGUGUUGACGGCCCCAUUGCUAAAGACGUUGAUGGCCAGGAGCUCAGAGAUGGCAACGGCAACAACUUAGUCAGGAUCGAAGACGAAGAAGGCUCGCAAACUACCCCCGCCCGAAACGAGCUGCGCGAGCUGCGGCAGCAGAAGAUCACCAAUUUCAUACGCCGCCAGUCUUCGAGCCCGCCGAAUGAUGCACCUUCCUCUGCCAACAGGACCGCUUCCAGCUCUGCGCCUCUCCGACGUAAAGCCAGCAGCACCACGGCAGGCAGCGCCAAGAGCACGACGUCCUCCAAGCGCACAAAAACGGCCCCCUCGUCAGCAGUAGUAGCAGCAGAGCUCACCUGCGCCGCCUGCUCGCUCCGCAACGAUGCCAACGCGCUGACCUGCAUCGCCUGCGCCAACGUUCUGAAGCCAACGCAUUUGAAAGGUCACGAAUGGCGUUGUCAGAGCCUCGCGUGCCAGGGUGGCGUUUAUGUCAACGCUGCUUCUUGCGGGGUAUGCGGGGUUUGCGGCGCCAAGAGGCCUAAGCGGUAA